AUGGUGCGAGGUUGUACGACACUGCUGCUCAUCGGCGCCUCAUGCUGGCUGCUGGCGGCACUGCACUGUGAGGAGGUGGUGGAGGAGAGAUCAGCCGACUUUGCCAUGAAGGCCCAAGAGGAGACAGAACUGAUCGAGGCUUUGCAGGAGGUGCUAGAGAAGUUAAAAGGGAAUCUGCUGCCGUCCUCAGAGAAGAAACUUGGCUGGGUCCCACUGUGCGACGCAGGAGAACUGUGUGCCGUACGGAAAGGUGCUCGCAUCGGUAAACUCUGUGGGUGCCCCGUCGGAACUCACUGUAACUUUAACGUCCUCAAGUGUCUGUAG
Knipowitschia caucasica is the source of this 324-nucleotide messenger RNA. Lineage: Eukaryota; Metazoa; Chordata; Actinopteri; Gobiiformes; Gobiidae. The record is from the annotation of a GenBank genome assembly.